UACCCGGCACGGUGGUGUGGGGGUAGAGGUGCUGCCGGGAGGACUGCGACUCCCAGAGUACCCUGCGGCGGCGGCCUUCCGGCUGCUGUGAAUAUGUAUAAGAAUGUUAAUGACGAGCCGCUGCUAAAUUUGGUCAAAGGAGUCACCUCGGCAGAGCGUGCGGUCGGAGCGGCGUGGACCGCCGGCCAGGGCUGGGUGAGGCUGGGCAGGACACGGCUGAGCAGGGCCGGACCGCGCCGACGAGCCGAGCACGGGGCUCCGCUCCGCGCGUCGCUGCCGCCUCUGCCACUUCCCGGAGUUUCGAAAGGCGAGGAGCGAAAAAAGAGAAAAAAAAAGACAUAAAUAAAGCUGCCUGGACCGUACCGUAUUUUUCAUUCUUCUCGCUCUUCUUAAUUCUAUUUUUAUUUUUUUUAAUUUAAAAAAGAAAGGAAAAGAGCGGCCCAGCAGCGCUGGCGGGGGAGUUGCUGUCCGGGCGGUAGCAGCGAGGACCGGCCCGCCGCACAAAAGGGCACCGCACCGCAGGCACCCCCGCAGCCCCGGCGGAGCACCCGCCCGCCCGCCGCAACCGCAGGCCCCGCCGGGGCGCCGCGCCCCACUCCGCCCGGCGCCGGGAGAGCCGCCGGCAGGAGCAGUAAAAGUUUUCAGGAGGGGAGGAAAACUGCCGGCGGGGGGGAUCUCUGGCGGAGCGCGCGCCGGUGCUGGCGUAGGGGCUUUCCCCGCCCUCCUCCACUUCGCCCUCCGCCGCACGGGGCUCGGAGCCCGCGGAGCGGCGGCGGCGCUCGGGAGAACCGGCCGGCGCCGCCCGCUGACCGCCCCCGGGGGAUGUGGCAGCAGCCCCCGAGCGUCACGGACGCCGUCGCCGCCGCGCCUCGCUGCUGCCGGCGGUGCCCCGCCAGCCCCGGGGCGGCGGGGCCGGGGCGUCCCUGCCCGCCGUCUCCGCCGCCGCGCCUGCAGCCCUGAUCCCUGCCGCUCCGGCCGCCAGCGCCCCCCGAAGCGGCGUGGAUGAUCCGCGACCUGAGCAAGAUGUACCCACAGACCCGGCACCCGGCUCCUCACCAGCCAGCGCAGCCCUUUAAAUUCACCAUUUCAGAGUCCUGCGAUCGGAUAAAGGAGGAGUUUCAGUUUUUGCAGGCUCAGUACCACAGUUUAAAGCUAGAAUGUGAAAAACUGGCCAGUGAGAAGACAGAGAUGCAGCGACAUUAUGUCAUGUAUUACGAGAUGUCCUAUGGGCUGAAUAUAGAGAUGCAUAAACAGGCAGAAAUUGUCAAGAGGCUGAAUGCUAUAUGUGCACAAGUCAUUCCCUUCCUGUCCCAAGAGCACCAGCAACAAGUGGUGCAGGCUGUGGAGCGUGCCAAACAAGUGACCAUGGCAGAACUGAACGCAAUCAUUGGGCAGCAACAACUUCAGGCCCAGCACUUGUCACACGGACAUGGUCUUCCCGUGCCACUCACUCCGCACCCCUCGGGCUUGCAGCCUCCAGCCAUCCCACCCAUUGGCAGCAGUGCUGGUCUCCUGGCACUCUCCAGUGCACUGGGUGGGCAGUCACACCUCCCAAUUAAAGAUGAGAAGAAGCACCAUGAUAAUGAUCACCAAAGAGACAGAGACUCCAUCAAGAGCUCUUCUGUAUCUCCCUCAGCCAGUUUCAGAACAGCAGAAAAGCACAGAAAUUCUACAGAUUAUUCUUCAGAUAGUAAAAAACAGAAAACAGAAGAAAAGGAAAUAGCGGCUCGUUAUGACAGUGAUGGUGAAAAGAGUGAUGACAACUUGGUAGUUGAUGUUUCCAAUGAGGAUCCUUCUUCUCCCCGGGGGAGCCCAGCACAGUCUCCACGGGAAAAUGGCUUGGACAAGACUCGCCUGCUGAAAAAAGAUGCACCAAUUAGUCCGUCAUCUAUUGCAUCUUCUAGCAGUACUCCUUCCUCCAAAUCCAAAGAACUUAGCCUUAAUGAGAAAUCUACCACUCCUGUGUCUAAAUCAAAUACCCCAACUCCACGGACUGAUGCCCCAACUCCAGGCAGCAACUCCACUCCUGGACUGAGAUCAGUGCCUGGCAAACCCCCAGGUGUGGACCCAAUAGCUUCAGGUUUAAGAACUCCUAUGGCAGUACCAUGUCCUUAUCCUACUCCGUUUGGUAUCGUGCCACAUGCUGGUAUGAACGGGGAGCUGACCAGCCCUGGAGCUGCCUAUGCCGGUCUGCACAAUAUUUCCCCUCAAAUGAGUGCAGCAGCUGCAGCAGCAGCAGCAGCAGCAGCUUACGGGCGAUCUCCAGUGGUUGGUUUUGAUCCACACCAUCACAUGCGUGUCCCAGGCAUCCCUCCCAAUCUCACAGGCAUCCCAGGAGGAAAACCAGCAUACUCAUUUCAUGUAAGUGCAGAUGGUCAGAUGCAGCCAGUUCCUUUCCCUCCUGAUGCCCUCAUCGGUCCAGGAAUCCCUCGCCAUGCCCGUCAGAUCAACACUCUGAACCAUGGGGAAGUUGUGUGUGCAGUUACCAUCAGCAACCCCACAAGACACGUGUACACGGGUGGGAAGGGGUGCGUCAAAGUCUGGGACAUCAGCCACCCUGGCAACAAGAGCCCUGUCUCUCAGCUGGACUGCCUGAACAGAGACAACUACAUCCGUUCCUGCAGAUUGCUCCCUGAUGGCCGCACCCUGAUUGUUGGUGGGGAAGCCAGCACGUUAUCCAUUUGGGACCUGGCAGCUCCAACUCCUCGCAUCAAAGCAGAGCUGACAUCUUCUGCUCCAGCUUGCUAUGCCCUAGCUAUCAGCCCUGAUUCCAAGGUCUGCUUCUCUUGCUGUAGCGAUGGGAACAUUGCAGUGUGGGAUCUGCAUAACCAGACUUUAGUAAGGCAAUUUCAGGGCCACACAGAUGGAGCAAGCUGUAUUGACAUUUCUAAUGAUGGCACCAAACUAUGGACGGGAGGCUUGGACAAUACAGUCAGAUCAUGGGAUCUCAGAGAAGGGAGACAGCUACAGCAACAUGAUUUCACAUCACAGAUCUUCUCACUGGGCUAUUGUCCAACUGGUGAGUGGUUGGCAGUAGGAAUGGAGAACAGCAAUGUCGAGGUGCUACAUGUUACUAAGCCGGACAAGUAUCAGCUACAUCUUCAUGAGAGCUGUGUAUUGUCACUCAAAUUUGCUCACUGUGGCAAAUGGUUUGUAAGCACUGGAAAAGAUAAUCUUCUUAAUGCCUGGAGAACACCUUAUGGAGCCAGUAUAUUCCAGUCCAAAGAAUCCUCAUCUGUGCUUAGCUGUGAUAUCUCUGUGGAUGAUAAAUACAUUGUCACUGGCUCUGGGGACAAGAAAGCUACAGUCUAUGAAGUUAUUUAUUAGAGAGAGAUCUGAAUGCAGACAGGACUCCUUCUCCUAGCACUUUGCUGUAUAUUCCUUUUGUUUUUUCUUUCUAAACUGAAAACUUAAAUGCUCAUCACAGUUGUGGAAUUUAUUUUUACCUUCUUAACUUGCUCUUGGUUUGUGAAUGUUCAUUAAGAACUCGUGAUACCAAAUUGUCAGCUGUCUAUUUGGAAGAAGAUGGAAUAAGCAUACUGAACAGUAACCUUGACUCUUUAAUUAUGUAUUAUAGCUGUAAUGUAUUUAUUUUGUUUAAAGAAGGCUUUCUAACAAUGAACUGACUUAAUAAAGCUGUCUGGCCCGGCUUUAGUUUGAAAAAUGCAUUGUAUACUUGUGUUUUUGCAGGUGGAUAAAUUGGGGAUCUUGGAGAAGGAUGUUCAGGAGAUAGUUAAAGUUACACUAAAUAGACUUGUAGUUUCUAUUUAAAAAAAAUAAACUUUGUUAUAUUUUUUAGUCCUGUUCUUGAAUGAGACCUCUAAGUGUUAUUACAGUAUAAUUAUUUGGUGGGAAGAUGCUGUAUCUUAACUAUUUUAGACAGUCUUGGAAACUUAGGAAAUUGCAAACUGUAGCCAGUGAUCUACAUGCCUGUGAUGAAUGGCAAAUUCAGUUCACAUCUAAAUUAAAUUUAAGUAAGAAUGUGCUAAUUUAUAUAUUUGCAAUGUUAAUAUAGCAUCUUGUGUACAGAUUUGUUCUCAAUGCUUUUCUGUUGAUUAACAUAAAGCAUUUUGGUGUCAAGCUAGGUUUUUUAAUAUAAACACCUCUCUUUGUUAUAUUGUAGAGAGUACAAUAAGUUGCCUCAGAGAAUCACCUUUGUUACUUCUGGAAACUUUUGCAAUGUUUCCUUGAAAAUGGGGAUAUGUGUCUUUGGGCAAUUUUUCAAUUACAAGAGAUUAUGAAAAAUAUUUGAUAUGUUCUUUGGAAACUGCACUGAAAUAAGAAUGGAUGCCUACCAAUAUACAAACUACAAAAGCAAUGACCUCCAAGGUAGGAUUUACAAGAGUACUCAUUCCGACAUUCAAAAAGGAAUGGAUUCUCAUUGGGAUAAGGACUUGCUUUGUUUGCCAGCAGUUCAAUCCAAGUCUUGAUUGGAUGUCCCUAAAAAGGACGCAGACUGAGCCAUUGUGCCAGAGACAACGUGUUAUCUUUUUAUGUUGUUGUUGUUGCUGUUGAACUAUGAUCUGUGACUUUUUUUUUUUUUGAAUGCUUUAAAAAAAAUCUUUAAGUCUGUGGAUCUGCUGAUGUACAGUGCCUUUGCUGCUAUGGAUCAAAAUCAAAAGACCCGUGUAGAUAAAUCUUAUUGUAUAAGUAGAAAAUUACUUAAUUUCAUACUAGAAAUGGAUUGAUGCUGCAAGUUAAAAUGGACUGUUCAUUGAAGUUCCAAAUGUGGUAGCAAAAAUGGUGUCUUAAGUGCUUAGUGUUUGAUGUCAUUAACAGUUUCGUAAUACUCUACAUUGUAGAAAGAUUUUGAUACUAAACUGUGUCAUUGUACAUAGUUCUAAUGCAUUGUAUUGACCACCGGUACUUCUAUAAUGGUAGAUUAUUGUUUGUGCAUUCAGACUUUUAGGCAUUAAAAAUAAGUAACUUCUAAGAUGCA
Molecule: messenger RNA, 4939 nt
Organism: Corapipo altera (White-ruffed manakin)
Lineage: Eukaryota; Metazoa; Chordata; Aves; Passeriformes; Pipridae
Gene: TLE4
Product: TLE family member 4, transcriptional corepressor
Exons: 20
Coding region: 1003-3327 (774 amino acids)
Biological process (GO): regulation of DNA-templated transcription; negative regulation of canonical Wnt signaling pathway
Cellular component (GO): transcription regulator complex; nucleus
Molecular function (GO): protein binding; transcription corepressor activity
Source: RefSeq, a predicted model, not a curated record